Messenger RNA from Arabidopsis lyrata subsp. lyrata, 1107 nucleotides. RefSeq names its product lipid transfer protein EARLI 1. NCBI's taxonomy places the organism in Eukaryota, Viridiplantae, Streptophyta, Magnoliopsida, Brassicales, Brassicaceae. The record is from RefSeq and is a predicted model, not a curated record. The transcript has a single exon. The coding region runs from base 411 to 914 and encodes 167 amino acids.
UCCCUACUACGCGGGAUAACGCGACUUAGAGGAGUCGAACUCCGGUGGGGAAGGCAGAGUCAAAUGGAGUUAACCACUUGAUUAAAGGCACAUCCCCUUAAUUAUAAUAGUUUCGUGAAAAGGAUUUAAUAAAUAAUUUCUAAGGUUCUACGAAUCUACAUAAAAGAAAAUAAAAAGGUCAGAAUUUGUAUAUGUAGAUACGCACAAAUAAAAAAAAUAAAAACAGAUAUUUUGUAGAAUUACGUACAAAUAUCUGUAAAUAAUCAAUUAUACUAGAACAAGUUGGUCCUCUUCACAUCCUUCUAAUACCCUAUAAAUUCCCACACCCUCUCUUCAUUUUUAUUCAUCACUCUCUCUCAAACACACUCAAUAAUCCUUAAACACCGAACCUAUCUUUUCAAAAGAAAAAAAUGGCUUCAAAGAACUCAGCCUCUAUUGCUCUUUUCUUCGCCCUCAACAUCCUAUUCUUCACCUUAACUGCUGCAACUGAUUGUGGUUGCAACCAGAGUCCUAAGCACAAACCGGUCCCUAGUCCUAAGCCCAAGCCAGUCCCAAGUCCUAAACCCAAGCCGGUCCCAAGUCCUUCAGUCCCAAGUCCUUCGGUCCCAAAUCCUAACCCUAGGCCCGUCACGCCUCCCAGCACUGGUUCAUCUGGAAACUGUCCUAUCGAUGCUCUCAAGCUUGGUGUAUGUGCAAACGUUCUAAGCAGUCUACUCAACAUACAAUUGGGUCAGCCAUCAGCUCAACCAUGUUGCUCGCUCAUCCAAGGUUUGGUUGACGUCGACGCUGCGGUUUGUCUCUGCACUGCUCUGAGGGCUAACGUUCUCGGCAUCAACCUUAACGUUCCAAUAUCUCUCAGCGUUCUUCUCAACGUUUGUAACAGAAAGCUUCCGUCUGGUUUCCAAUGUGCUUGAACGAUAUCAACAGCUAUGCAUACGAUGUGAUGCACAGUUUCCCCCUCAAAACAAUUACAAUUUGAAUAAAUGCAUGUAAGCUAGAGUUUUUGUUUAAAUUUGAAUUUGUUAAAGUGAAAUAAUAAAUGUGUGAGACUUUCAUAGUUUUUUUUUUUCCUCUCAAAUGUAUGCUUUGUAGCAAUCUAUUUCUAUU